Molecule: messenger RNA, 1299 nt
Organism: Puccinia graminis f. sp. tritici CRL 75-36-700-3
Lineage: Eukaryota; Fungi; Basidiomycota; Pucciniomycetes; Pucciniales; Pucciniaceae
Exons: 6
Coding region: 1-1299 (432 amino acids)
Biological process (GO): tRNA 3'-end processing; endonucleolytic cleavage in ITS1 to separate SSU-rRNA from 5.8S rRNA and LSU-rRNA from tricistronic rRNA transcript (SSU-rRNA, 5.8S rRNA, LSU-rRNA); tRNA 5'-leader removal
Cellular component (GO): multimeric ribonuclease P complex; ribonuclease MRP complex
Molecular function (GO): ribonuclease P activity; ribonuclease MRP activity
Source: RefSeq, a predicted model, not a curated record
AUGAGUCAUCACAAGAAGCCCAUCAAAGCCACCGUCCCAAAAGCCCAUCUCUACAUUUCCGAUGGCUACUUAUCAUCCGACAACAGUAUUCCGAUUCCUCCUAAAGACGAACCAGCACGACCACCCUCCAGGCAGAUCCUACACCAUCCAUUCACCUCUCAGAUCAAUCUCAUCCUGAGUAACGCCGAAAAACCUGAAUCGAUCGACGGAUCUGAACCGACAAGAUGUCCGGAGAUCUUGCAGCACUUGUCCGACCUGGGCAAAUACCAACACUUCUCCAACCUCAAUCUCGCCGAUCUCUUGCUCGACGAAUUCGUCCAGACCUAUUUUCGAUCAGGCAGCUUGGUCGCAAUCUCACUCCCAAAAUUCACCGGGGACGACCUCUUCGCAAUUGAUGGUUACGUUGUAGAGAUCGAUAUGCGAGAUCGGGCGAUGCGAUCUGGAAAAGCACUGUAUGAGCGGACGAAGAGGUGUCUAGAUAAAUUCCCUGGAGACGUUUUUAACGACCUUUUGGGCCCCAAGCACGAAACUAGAGGCCGUCGUUGGGAUGUUGUGAUGGCCUGGGUUGAUGAACAAGGCAGCUUACAGCCCAUUAACAGCUCCCUUCUCUCCCCUACAACAACAUGUAAAACAUGUGUUCCGGAGAUAAACUGUCUGGAGAAACUCGUCCCUCAUAUCACCAAGCCAGACACGGUUGAGAGUUACCUGGAUCUAUACGAACAGAUCGGCGAAGCCCUCCUAUCUACGAGUGACAACCAUCCCCAUCCCAAGGGAGGAAUAACGGCCAAUUCGAUCGAAGCCAUUGGAUUUUUUCAUCCGACUAAGCUAGCCGAGUUAACCGAGAAGUUGAUCAAGACAUACCGGAUCGUCAGCAUUACCGGCCACACAGCCCGCUCGGCCCCGUUCUCAUUCUUGACCUUGAAACAGACCAACAGAACCACUCAUCAACCAGUCGAUCCCUCUCCAGCGAAAAAGGCCAAGAAAGUCAAGAAGGGGAAAGGCGCCAUGCUUGGGCCCGAGAGGGCUGUCGAUGCUGGGCCGAGUAGCUGGACAUUUGUUGCGCUCGAGGAAGCAGAAGAGGCCCCUGCUUGCUCCUCUGACCCGUCCACUGUACCCGAUCCAUCCCUUUCCGCUCUGGCAGUCUUGGCGAGCCCGCAGAUCUCAUUGGACGCCUCCACCGAUUUGGUCGUCCGAAAACGGCACAGGCCCGACAAUGAUCCAUCUUCUGAUCUCACCGGUAUCCCCAAACGACCUUGGAUUAUGUUCGAGUCUGUCGGGGCUCUUGACACACAUUGCUAA